Stylonychia lemnae is the source of this 312-nucleotide messenger RNA. The record is from the annotation of a GenBank genome assembly. NCBI's taxonomy places the organism in Eukaryota, Ciliophora, Spirotrichea, Sporadotrichida, Oxytrichidae.
AUGGCUGAAGUCGAAGAAAGAAUCGCUCGUAUCAAGAAUCACAAGGGAGUCAAGGGUCUCUUGAUCGUUGAUGAGAAUGGAAAGUUCUUGAGAUCUACUAUGUCUUCCUCAGGCAAUGAUACUGCUCCAAAGCAAUACGCCCAAAAAGUCACAGAACUAGCAAAGAAAGCAAGAUCAGUCGUGAGAGAUAUUGACCCACUAAAUGACUUGACAUUCUUCAGAGUCAGAUCUAAGAGACAAGAGAUAAUGGUUGCCCCCGACAAGAAUCUAUUCCUUAUCGUCAUCCAACAACCACAAGAAGACAACGAAUGA